Molecule: messenger RNA, 2286 nt
Organism: Mus musculus (house mouse)
Lineage: Eukaryota; Metazoa; Chordata; Mammalia; Rodentia; Muridae
Gene: Oas1c
Product: 2'-5' oligoadenylate synthetase 1C
Exons: 7
Coding region: 363-1451 (362 amino acids)
Molecular function (GO): nucleotidyltransferase activity; double-stranded RNA binding
Source: RefSeq, marked validated
AAGAUCCGGCCCAGGGAAGAAUGUGUAAGGAAACUGACCUGGCUUUCUCGGGAUUUCUUCUGGAAAAAAGGCUGUUACACGUAACAAUUCAAGAUCAAGAAGGAGGAACAACAGAAACUAUGUUUAGGAUGCUUCAUGCCUCCUGGUUCACAGCCUGCUGUGAUGAGGGUUUGACAAUCCAAAGAAAUGCCAGCAGGUAAACAGACCCCAGAGGGUCAGGGAGCCCAGGAGCCAGAGGUGGCCUGUGCAGAGGUCUGAUUUGCAUAGCCCCGCCCUUCCUGGGAAGAGAAAGCAGCUAUGGAUAUAAGGGGCAGCUGACUCAUGAGGCAAGGCUGCAGUCAGCAAACACUCCUGGCCUCAGGAUGGAGAAUGGUCUCUGCAGCAUCCAAGCCAGGGAGCUGGACGAGUUCAUAUGUGAUUACCUCUUUCCUGACACCACCUUCCUUACUGAGCUCAGAGCAGACAUCGACUCCAUAAGUGCUUUCCUGAAGGAGAGAUGCUUCCAAGGUGCCGCCCAUCCUGUGAGGGUCUCCAGGGUUGUGAUGGGCGGCUCCUAUGAUGAACACACUGCACUCAAGGGCAAGUCAGAGGCCAAAAUGGUGUUGUUCUUUAACAAUCUCACCAGCUUUGAGGAGCAGUUAAAGCGACGGGGAGAGUUCGUUGAGGAAAUUCAGAAACACCUGUGUCAGCUGCAGCAAGAGAAACCAUUUAAAGUGAAGUUUGAGGUGCAGAGCUCAGAGGAGCCCAACUCCAGGUCUCUGAGCUUCAAGCUGAGCUCCCCCGAGCUCCAGCAGGAGGUGGAAUUUGAUGUGCAGCCAGCCUAUGAUGUCCUAUAUGAACUGAGAAACAACACGUAUGCUGAACCCCAAUUCUACAACAAAGUCUACGCCCAACUCAUCCAUGAGUGCACCACCCUGGAGAAGGAGGGCGAUUUCUCCAUCUGCUUCACCGACCUCCAUCAGAACUUCAUGAGGUAUCGUGCGCCCAAGCUCUGGAACCUCAUCCGUCUGGUCAAGCACUGGUAUCAACUGUGUAAGGAGAAGCUGAGGGAGCCGCUGCCCCCACAGUACGCCCUGGAGCUGCUCACUGUCUAUGUAUGGGAACAUUCGAAUAAAAAUCAAGAAAAAGUAACCACAGCCAAGAACUUCCGGACCUUCUUAGAACUGGUCGCCUAUUACAAGAAUCUUCGAAUCUACUGGACAUGGUAUUAUGACUUCCGACAUCAAGAGGUCUGUGCCUACCUGUGCAGACAGCUCAAAAAAGCCAGGCCUCUGAUCCUGGAUCCAGCAGACCCAACAAGGAACGUGGCUGGUUCAGACUUACAGGCAUGGGACCUGCUGGCAAAGGAGGCUCAGACCUGGAUGCAGUCCUCUUGCUUUAGAAACUGUGAUAUGUCCUUUGUGCCCACCUGGGAUUUGUCGCCAGAGAGACAAGAAUGUGCCUUCCAGUGAGCAGUGCAGCGCUUGCUCUGAAGGCUCCAGAGUCAGGGGCAUACCUUCCUCUGCUGCAAGACCUUGACCUAGAGAGGACAGGAUGGCACUCAAGGCUCCAGUGAGGGGCAUCCAGCCUGUGAUCAGACUCCAGGCUUCUGAUCCCUGACUGCCCAUGGAUAGCCUUCCUCACAGGCUGCUUCAUCUGCCUUAGCUUCCAACAGUGUUCUCUGGGAGUCAGACUGUGAUGGACAGAGAAGAACGCAAGCUCGACUUCCAUCUGUCCACCUGUUGGGAGGUUCUGUCCAACAGUGGCUGAUUGUCAUCAACAAACCACAGCAAGCCAUGGGGGAGGGUGCACUCUGAGAGAAGGAACCUUUAAGUACACUUGUGUGUCUGUGUGUUUAAGGAUGUGGUGUGUCCAUAUGCAACUAGAAACCUUGAGCACGUGUUACAAGCUCCACAUGGGCCCAGGUAAUUGCCAGAAAGGGGUGGACAGAGAAAAACCAAACUGUUACACGUAUUGAUGUUGGGUAGCUUGGGAUCCUUCUAGAUCUCUGAUGCAAGAAACCCAGACUAGAAUCCAUGGCUCCUGCUGUCCAUUCUCCUGUGACAAAAUUUUAGGCCUUCCCCAUCCCACACAGAAACUGUUCUCCAACCACACAUGACCCUGGAGCCCUGGGAAUCUGGCCAGCGUGCAUCGUGGUGCACUGAUUCUGCAGCAUGCAGGCUGAGGUCCACAGCAGUGUGGGAAACUAUGUGCAAUUUGUGACCAGUGAUGACUUGAAAGCUUAGCUGUCUGUGUGAGGGUGAGAUUUGAAGCACUGAAUUAAAUCACAAUGCACUGACUCGAACU